AUGUCGGAUUAUGAUUCUGACAUAGAAUUUGAAUAGUGUUUUAUAGAUGAUGGGGUAACUUAAAUUCUAUUGAUUCUAGCUAUCUAAUUGGAUAAGAAAUUGCUAUAUAAAAAAUUAUAAUGUAGACAAAAUUCUCUGUAGAUUAAAUUAAGAAAAAUAAUUAGAAAAGAAAUUGGAAUAUCUUCAUCCAAAUCAUCAAUAAUUCGAUUCUUAUUAUUAUUUAAUUAAGUAAAUAAACUAAAACAUCAGAUAAUAUCAAAGUAUCGAUCUAUACUUAGAAUUAUUAAUAAAAUCUCAGAGUUUUUCAAAUGAAAUUUUAGAGAGAUGUCAUCUAAUAAUAACUUAAACAGACUCAAUUUAUAAUUUAUAGAGUAAAAUUGAAGAGCUAUUUCAAAUAUUUUAUUGCUUGAAAGAUAUUGAUAUGAAUAUCUUAAAGUAAUCAAAUAUUUCUUUAAUAUUCUCUUUAUGUAGGAUUAUCAAAAUGGAUUACCCUAAAAAUGAAUUCAAAUCAUUCAUUCAUUAAUUCAAUAAUUUUCUUAGGUUAAUAUAAGCAAAUGCUCAAAAGUUUUAAUAUAAAAAUACUCCUGUGUAUCCAGUAUCUUUAGAAUUUAUAUAAUUUAAAGGUGAAAAUAAAUAAAUCUUUGGAGAACUUCCAGAAUUAGAUACAAAAGAGAAAUCUCUAUUAAAAUACUUAGAUUAACACUUUAAUAUUUUAAGAGAAGACUAUAUAUAUAUUAUGAGAAAAUCAAUAAGUUAUUUAUCUGAAACAGGAUUUUAUAACUCCAUUAAAAGUGAAUACCUUAAUAAUAUAGGUUUAUAUUAAAAUAUAAAUUUAAUAUCAUUUGAAAUGAACAAUUAUGAUUUAUUAUGGAAAAUAUCUUUAGAAUAAUUUGAUUUAGAUGGACGAAAAUAUAAAAUUAUUGAUUGGAAUAGAUCAAAAAAAUUAAGUCGAGGUUCUCUGAUUUGUAUAACUAAUGUUGAAUGCCAUCCUUUACUUUUUGGUGUAAUUACUUAAAGAAGCACUAAUUAAGAUAACUAUUAGAAUUAAAAUAAAAUUAAUUUAGAAUUUCGAUUUCUGAAUCCAAAAUCAUAAAUAAUGGAGUUCUUAAUUUUAUUAAAUUAAAACUCAAUUUUAAUUGAAUAUUAAACUUAAAUUGAGCCAUGUAUUUAUUUUUUAGAAUAAUUAAAAAAAAUAGAAAAAUUACCCUUUGAUAAUUUGAUUCUCAAAAAUUAGAAUAAAGUAUUUCAUCCAAAAUAUCUUCAAUAAAAUUCAUUAUAUUAAAUAGAUUUAUCAGAAUAAAAUAGAUAUUAUCGGCAAAAAAUUGAUGUGUUAAACGAAAGUUGGCCUGAUAUGGAAUCAACUUUGGAUAAUUCAUAAUUAAAAGCUAUAAAAUUAAUUCUUUCAAAAGAAGUAGCUUUAAUUAAAGGACCUCCAGGAACUGGAAAAACUUAUUGUGGUGUUUUAGCUGUUAGAAUUUUAUGUGAAAAUUUGAUGCAAAAUAAUUUUCCUAUUUUGAUAGUUUGUUCGACAAAUCAUGCUUUAGAGAAAUUCCUGGAGAGCCUUAUUUAAUAUGUUUCAUCCAGAGAAAUAGCAAAACUUGGAGCAAUUCCUAAAUCUGCUGCUCUUAAAGAUAUCCAUUUUUAAUAUAGAUCAGAAAUUCAAUUUAAUUGGAAUUAGUUCAAAGAACUCAAAAAUUAAAUAAGAAUAAUUUUCAAUAGAUUAAGUUAAUAUGAUUAUUUUAUCAAUCCGAAAGAUAUUUAAAGAAUUCUGGCCUGAAUUAAGUCAUAAAUUAAUUCAUAAUUUUCUUGAUGAUAUUAAUUUGGAUAAAUCAUAAAUUGAUGUAAAUUAUAUCUUAAAUUGUUGGAUUAAAGGAAACCGUCCAAACUGUUCAAAUUUUUAUGAUUAGGAAGAACUAAGAGGAAUGCAUAAAUAUUUUAAGAAUUAUAAAAUCACUGAAUCAGUUCAUACAAAUAAUAUUUUUGAAAAAGUUUAUGAAUCGUAUGUUGAUGAUUAUUACAGUGAUGAAUAAGAUGAAGAUUUAGAUAGUUUAGGUAGUUUUAUAGAUUUUGAGGAUGAAUAUUAAGAAGAUGAAUUUGAUUUUCAAUAAGAAAAUGAAAUUAAAAUUAACUACAAUAAAUUACAAUUACAUUAUAAUUUUGAUGGAAUUGAAGAGAUUUAGAAACAAAUAUAAAAAUAAACAUUUAAUCCUUGGGAACUUAAUUAUUAUGAUAUAUAGUAAAUAAUUUAAUAUUUGAAGUUUCUCAAAUAUAAGAAAGAUUGUUUAUUAUUUGAAGAUAAAUAUAAAUAAUUUAAGGAAAUGUCCCAAACUUUAAAAAAUCUUUACGAUGAUGAAGAAAUUAAAAAAUUGAAUCAAUACAAGAUUAUUGGAGUAACAGUAUCUAGUGCAGCAAGACAUUUAUCAAAAUUAUAAUAACUAAAUUCAAAAGUUUUAGUAAUAGAAGAAGCUGCAGAAGUGUUAGAAUCCCAUAUUGCAUGUAUUUUGAUGAAAAAUUUAUAACAUCUUAUUUUAAUAGGAGAUCAUAAUUAAUUAGGCCCUUAAUUAAAAUGUUAUGAUUUAAAAAUUAAAUAUAAAGGAAAUAUUUCAUUAUUUGAAAGAUUUUAUAAAAAUAAGAUUCCAUAUGUAGAAUUAACUUUUUAAAGAAGAAUGAAAACUAAAUUUGCUGAUUUUAUUAGACUUAACUAUGGAAAACAAUAUUAAGAUCAUAGUUAUGUUGAAGAAAAUAGAAAUAAUUUAGAUAUUAUAGGUUUAGAACAUGAUUUAUUGUUUUUUAAUCAUUCUUGGUUAGAAAGUGAAGAUAAGAAAUCAAAAGAAAAUAUUUAAGAGGCUAAAAUGAUAUUGUAAAUGGUUUAAUACCUGGUAAAAGUUGGAUAUGAUUAGUAAUAAAUUAGUGUUCUAUCAUUAUAUUCAAGGCAAGUUAACAUUUUGUAGAAAUAUUUUAUAAAAUAAUCAUUAAACCAAGUGAUUGUAUAGACUGUUGAUAAUUAUUAAGGGGAAGAAAAUGAUAUUGUGAUUAUUUCAUUAGUUAGAAAUAAUUAAAAUAAUUAAAAUCAACUUGGAUUUUUAGGAGAUGAGAAAAGAAUUAAUGUUGCUUUAUCAAGAGCAAAAAUAGGUCUUUAUGUAUUUGGUAACUUUGAUUUCAUUAAAGCCGUCUCAAGUAAUGUUUCUUUGUGGUAAAAAAUACUUGUUUUGGCAGGAACUAAGCAAUGUUUAAAAGAUUCUAUAACUUUAAAAUGUUUGACUCAUUCUACAUUAAGAAAUGUUAAAUAACCAAAUGACUGGUCUAAAUUUGAAGCAGGAUGUUGUGAUAAGAUUUGCAAUUUAAAUUUGAAGGAUGUAAUCACAUAUGCCAAAAUUAAUGCCAUUUAGGAAAUCAUUCUAGAGAUUAAUGUCCAGAAUAAUGUCAAUAAACACUAAAAUGCGGUCAUACUUGUGAAUAAAAGUGUAGAGAUCAAUGUAUCUGCACUAAACAGCUUGAAAUAUUACUUGAUUGUAACCAUAUGGCUUUUAUAGCUUGUGGUAAGAAUCCUGCAGAAGUAGUUUGUUAAGAGGAUAUAAAAUUAACAUUUAAUGAAUGUUAACACAUAGUUAAUUACAAGUGUUUUUAAAGGAAAAAUAUUUCGCUUAAAUGUCAAUAUCAAUGUGAAAAAGUUGUAAAUUGUGGUCAUAAUUGUAAAAGGUUAUGCUGGGAGAUUUGUUAACCUUGUGAAGAAAAAUGCAUAAAAAUUAACAAUUGUGGGCAUAAGUGUUAAAAUUUGUGUUAUGAACAAUGCUCUCCUUGUAAAGAAAAAUGCAUAAAAAUUAACAAUUGUGGGCAUAAAUGUUAAAGUUUGUGUUAUGAACGAUGCUCUCCUUGUUAUUAAUAGGUUCCUAUCCAACUUUAUUGCGGAUAGCAUUAUAUUUAUAAAAAUUGCUUUGAAAUUCAAAUUUUUUUAAUUUUAAUUAAAAAUAUAACUCCUUAUUUUCUUAAAUCUAGAAUUGGUUAAAAUUACUUAAAUCAUUUAUUUAGAAAAUUAGCUGAAGGUUGUAGAGAUUAUCUUUAAAUUUUUGAAUAAAAAUAUGAAUUUAAUUGUAGAUCUCCUUGUUAAAAACCAAGAGAAUGUGGACAUAUUUUUUAAUGCAAGAAUUUAUGUUCUUAAGAAUGCACUCCAUGUGAGUAGAGGAUUUCGAUUACUUUAGAAUGUGGUCAUUAAUAUGAAGUUUUAUGCAAUAAUAUAAAUAAUUUCUUAAGAAACUUCAAAUGUAAAAAAAAAUGCAUAAGAUAGUACUAAUGUGGGCAUAACUAAAAAUGUAAGUAGUUAUGUUUUGAAUAAUGUACACCAUGUCAAGAAACAGUUAUAAAAUAAUUCAAUUGUGGACAUUCAGUAAGAACAUAAUGUUUUAAAAAUUAUAUUUGUAGAAAAUAAUGUAUAAGAAAAAGAGAAUGUGGUCAUUAAAAUCCUUGUCUUAAUAAAUGUGAUUAAUAAUGUUCUCCUUGCUAAAUUAGUGUUAAAAAAACUUUGGCUUGUGGACACUAGAUUAUGACUGAAUGUUCUUCUACAGAUUUGCAGUGUUAAAAGAAAUGUUAGAGAUAAAGACCAUGUGGACAUACUUAUCCUUGCUAUAAUUAUUGUUAUCAGCCUUGCAGUCCUUGUUAAUAGUAAAUUCUUAUCACUCUAUCUUGUGGUCAUUAGAUAUAUAUUGAAUGCUAAUACUAAGAAUAUUAUGGGAAUAACUUAUAUUGUCGAGCUUGUUAGUCUAACUUUUUUUGA
Messenger RNA from Paramecium pentaurelia, 4771 nucleotides. The record is from the annotation of a GenBank genome assembly. NCBI's taxonomy places the organism in Eukaryota, Ciliophora, Oligohymenophorea, Peniculida, Parameciidae.